This is a messenger RNA of Strongylus vulgaris, 354 nucleotides long. The record is from the annotation of a GenBank genome assembly. NCBI's taxonomy places the organism in Eukaryota, Metazoa, Nematoda, Chromadorea, Rhabditida, Strongylidae.
GUGGUCCGAGAGGAACUAGUGCGAAAAUUGGCAGAGACACGUCUCUUAGAUCGUACCACAAUCACUCCGGAUAAGCCAAAUGGCCCGGCUAUGGCUUCUGAAGCAGAUGUACAAGGCAAUACAGCAUCUGAGUCAGACGAGAUUGAAGCACGCAUCAAGAUACCAGUUCGAAGGACAAAAACCGAAAAGGAGCUGCUGCUUUAUAUUCCUCGAAAGAAAGCAAAGCCAGAGAUUAAACAUCAUCCGCAAAGAAUCGGCGCUGAGGGAGAAGGAUAAGACUUUAGGGAGACUAGGGAGAGGAGGGAAAGGGGAGGGAAAGGGGAAGGGUUUGAGAAGUGGAGGAAGUUAUUGAAC